AUGAAGUUGCUGCUGCUGUGUUUGGGACUGACCCUAGUCUGUGCCCACCAUACACACGAUCAUGAUGAAAAACAAAAUUUUGAUAUAGAAAAGAUUUCAGGGAGUUGGUAUUCCAUUUUAACGGCCUCUGACAACAAAGAAAAAAUAGGAGAAAAUAGUCCCAUGAGGAUUUUCGUGGAACACAUUGAUCUUUUGAAGAAUUCUUCUUUGUCUGUUAAAUUUCAUACAAAAGCAAAUGGAAAGUGUACUGGACACUAUUUGAUUUGUAACCCAACAGAAAAAGAUGGCGUAUUCAGUGUUGGCUAUAAUGGACUCAAUACCUUUUGCAUAGUUGAUACUGACUAUGAUAGCUACGUUACUUUCCAUACCGUGAAUGAAAAUUAUGAGGGAACAUUCCAUAUUUUGGAGAUCUUUGGCCGAAACGAAGAUUUAAGCCCACAUGUCAAGGAAAAGUUUGUGCAACUGUGUGAAAAAUAUGGAAUUCCUGAAGAAAACGUAGUUGACCUGACCAACGAAGAUCGAUGUCUCGAGGCCCGAGACGGGGAGGUGUUUGAGGCCUUCAGGUUGGUAAUCUCUGACUCUGGCCGAAACGAAGAUUUAAGCCCACAUGUCAAGGAAAAGUUUGUGCAACUGUGUGAAAAAUAUGGAAUUCCUGAAGAAAACGUAGUUGACCUGACCAACGAAGAUCGAUGUCUCGAGGCCCGAGACGGGGAGGUGUUUGAGGCCUUCAGGUUGGUAAUCUCUGACUCUGUGCUGAGUGAUGUCUCCUCACGUGGAUUCCAGCAUCUUCCCUUCCUGGUCACUACAUCAUUUAAUGACAAGUUCUGUGACCUGAUUUGUAUCACUAUCACACAUGAAGGAAUUGUCCCUGCGUCUUCAGGCUCUUCCUUAAUUGCCUAG
Tupaia belangeri chinensis (Chinese tree shrew) is the source of this 900-nucleotide messenger RNA. Its product is annotated as major urinary protein 5. Bases 1 to 900 code for a protein of 299 amino acids. The transcript has 9 exons. The record is from RefSeq and is a predicted model, not a curated record. Gene Ontology annotation, molecular function: small molecule binding. NCBI's taxonomy places the organism in Eukaryota, Metazoa, Chordata, Mammalia, Scandentia, Tupaiidae.